This is a messenger RNA of Rattus norvegicus (Norway rat), 3343 nucleotides long. RefSeq names its product RAN binding protein 3-like (gene Ranbp3l). Gene Ontology annotation, molecular function: SMAD binding. The record is from RefSeq and is a predicted model, not a curated record. Gene Ontology annotation, cellular component: nucleus; cytoplasm. NCBI's taxonomy places the organism in Eukaryota, Metazoa, Chordata, Mammalia, Rodentia, Muridae.
CUCUUGCAGAACUCUAAAUAGUUGCUUCCGCCCCAUAACGGUCCUCUCAGGGAGCCUCCGAGCUGUUUACAGAAUCCGAGAGUUCCUGCAGUACAUUUCCAUGAGCUCAUGAGCAGCUCCAGCUGUACCUUUUCCAUUUCACAUGUGCCCGAGAAUAUCUGUGCUGCUCAAGCCCUGCUUUGGGCUUGCGCUUUAAAGACAACGCAGCAGAAGGAAGGUGGUUAAUUACCGUGUCAUCAGGACAUCUUUACAAUCCCUGCUUUGGUCACUUCGUUAAAGCAAUCAGAAUGCCAUUUCUCGCCUGCCUCUCUAUGCUAAUCAGCUAGUUGAGACUCCUCCCCCUCCAGCCUCCCUUAAGAACUGUACACAUCCAGCUGUCACAGGGGCGAACUCCAACCAGGCAGAUUUAAACCUUGAUUUAACCCUGCAGCACUCUCCCCAUUUGCUUGUACGAUUCUCUGGCAGUCCUCUCUAUACUAGAGGGACUGAACGUCCUAUCAGAGAAGGACUUGAAAACGGCUAAAACUGACCAAGAGAGCUAAUUUCGCUGAGAGACAUCUUUUCUUUUUGUACGUUCUUAAAGGAGAAAGUUUCAGGGCGCUUUGGAAUAAACUAAGAAUUAAGUCGUGUUUCCAGCCAAAUAAGUUGGCAUCUUGGUAGACAGGAGGUGCAACACUGGUAAAUAUUUACUGCAGAAAUCUUAACCAGGAGAAACUCUGGCAUGUUCUUCGAGGGGUAAAUAUUUUACAUGCAAGGCAAGAUCUGCGCGUGCCUCUGUGUUCUUUCCAAGUGACUUCUGAAGAAGACAGUUUUAGAUAUCUGGCUGAGACGAAAUGCGCUAGCGGUCCCCAAGCCACAGCCAGAUCGUUGGUGCCAUGUCUACAACACCAAGGAAAGACGACAGCCACCUGUUCACCAGUGUGCGCCCUUGUCAGCUGAAGGUGCAGGAGGAGCAGCAACCACAAGAAAAAUAUGUCAUUGCUCAACCAAUAUUUGUUUUUGAGAAAGGAGAACACAAUUUUAAGAGACCUGCAGAAGACAGCCUGGAUGAAGCAGCAGAGCUUGAAUUCACUGGCUUCUUGAGAAAGCGUGUAAGGUCUUCAUCUGUUACGCUUCGUACUACAGAUUCUCAGUCUCUAGGAGAUCUGAAUUGUUCUCCAAACAACAGAGUUCCAGUCGAACUAGACAAAAGACCCAGUUCCUUAAUGACCUGCAUUUGCAAUCUGCUUUUAGUGGCAGCCUUGUCUCAGGCGCGCCUGAGGUCCUCGUCAUUCACUGAUGUCCCAACCUUCCCUCCCUCCAGGCCAGUGAGGAAAAACAAUGUUUUUAUGACAUCACGUCUGCUGCAAAGGAAUGAUGAUAUGAACAACGUAGGGCAAGGUCCCCCCGUGAGACCUUCGGACCAUGUUCUACGACCCGCUGUUCUACAGCCAUCUCGAACUCAGAGCUGUCAAAAAGGAGGCACAACACUUGGGCCUGGUGCAUCGAAAACCUGCGAAACUAAGGAAAAUACCGAGCACAAGAUUUCUGAAGCGGACUCUAGUUUACUAAGUGAAAAUUUAUCAAAUGCCAGAAGUUCAGUCCAGAUGUCUACUGAUCCAUGCAUCUCAGAGGCACCAUCAGGAGGCCAUCCAAAGGAAGACGAGUGUUCAUUUACAAGCUGCAGCUCUGACUUCGUUUUUGGAGAAAACAUGGUGGAAAGAGUUUUGGGCACUCAAAAGCUUACCCAGCAUCCACUUCAAAAUCUUUCAUAUGCCAAGGAAAAAUCAUUCAAAUCUCUUUUGAAGUUUCCUAAUGUUGCUUCAAAUUCAGCAGAACCUAUUAAAAACAUAUCCCUAAUCGAAUCAGCAGCUGCUUUUUCCUCCAAACCAUCACAAAAAUGCUUGCUUGAGAAGAUCGAUGUCAUAACAGGAGAAGAAACAGAACAUAAUGUGUUAAAGAUCAACUGCAAGAUCUUUGUAUUCAACAAAGCCACACAGUCCUGGAGUGAAAGAGGCCAAGGGGUUUUGAGACUGAACGACACAGCCGGCAGUGAGUGCGGGACGCUGCAGUCAAGACUGAUCAUGCGCAACCAAGGCAGCCUGAGGCUGGUUCUCAAUAGCAGACUCUGGGCUCAGAUGAGGACUCAAAGAGCAAGUCAUAAAAGCUUGCGGAUAACCGCGACUGAUUUAGAAGACGACCGCAUAAAAAUAUUCUUAAUUCAGGCUAGUGCCAAAGACAUAGGCUUUCUGUAUGCAGCAAUACACCACCGUCUCGUUGCCCUUCGAAGCCUCGGUCAGCAGGGUGAUGGUGGUCCAGCCGGAAAACAGGCGGAUACAGUCCUGCCGCAGGUCAGCGGCGGGAGCUGUGAUGAGGAUGAGGAUGACAUCACACAAGUCACUAAAACUGGACCAGAUCCUUCAAGGUGGAACCACAGACAGUCAAUUGUCUGUUUGUAAGCCUUCUCUGCUAAAAACGUGACAUCUACAGAAAGAGUAGCCACUCCACUGAAACGCCAGACCAUCCUGAGAAGACUCUACUCCCACCUUAAAGAGUUUUUUUUAAUUAAAGAAACAAACACAGUUAUUGUAAUUAAAAGUUUUAUGUUUUACAUUUUUAUUAUUGUGGACAGAAUUUAAGAAAUGAACUUCAGAAUUUAUCCUUUUGUGGAUUACUCUAGAAUAGUAUUUGUUAAUUAAUUUGGACUAUUCAUCACAUUGAUGGAUAUAUUAAUUAAAAGUACAAAUGUUGGCUUUGAUAAACCUUUGAUAAAUAUCUAAAGUAUUUAUUUUAAGCCAUACAUUGUCUGGCUAUAGAACAAAUAUUUUACUAAAUUUACAGUCAUCUCUUUAAAAAAAUAUAACUGCAAGGCAUUUCAUUAAAUCAUAUGAAAUGUAUAUUUUCACUUAUGCUUUGAAUCUCCUAAUACAUAUGUUCAAGUAAGAAUUCUUUUACAAGAGUGUCCAUUUGAGGACUUUUAUCCAUUGCAUCUUCCAUAUUUGACUCAAAAUCAGCUCACAAGAGUUGAUAAAUAAUGGAACAAAAUGUAAUGUAUUACAUAUGUGUCACAAAUAUACAGAAGGCAAAUAUCAAUGUGCUUUAUUUAUGUCUUAAUAGUCUAGUCAGUGUAAGGCUAUGCAGAAGCCAUUUUAUAACAAAUGUAUUGUAUAUGGCCAAAUGAGUAUCUCAACUCCCAUCAUUGUCAUAUGAUUUCAAUGAUUUUACAGAUGUUUUAUGCCUUUUUCAUAUUUUAGAGAUUCUUUAUGAAUCAUGCAUGAAAGAUCCAUGUCAGAAUUUAGCCAUAUUCUAUUUUAUUAGUAGCCCUAAACUAUCUCAUUACAGAAUAAAGAUUCAAGAUCCUAAA